AUGGACCCUGUGGAUCAGAUUGCGUACCUCCAGUCGGUGCUGGCCAAGCAGAAGAAGCAGACGGACCAUGCUGUGGCGCUGCUCCGUGCCUUCGAGCUGCCGCGGGAUUUCACCGGCAAGGCAGGGCGAGACGCCACCAUGAGGAUGCUGCUGGCGAAGAUUGCCGACUCAAUCGAGGCAAGUUUGUUGGCGGACAGGCAAGGAAAAGGCACUGUUGAUCUCUCUGCAUGUUGAUCUGUUGAUCGAUUAUGUGCGUCCAGGAGUCGGCCGCCGAGGCCGUCGAGCUGUUUCGGUGCAAGCUGAUCAUCGCCAAACAGAGGCAGGAGAUGAGCGACCAUCUGCUGGUCCGACGCUUCGGCUGCCCAUGAGUGAGACACACACGCGUCUCUCUAUGUCGGCUUGGCUGCAGCAACUUGAGGACCUGAUGCGUGAGCUCACCCGCGAGAAAUCUGAGAACACGGCGAAAACAGUACGUAAGCCUGCCUAGGCCUGCACUGUCUAUGGUAGAGUCAUUCUGUCUGCAUACCUUGUGUCUGACCUGACGCAGACCGCGCUUCGCAGCUACGCGAGUAGUAGUGUGGUCGAGCUGUCCAAGCGGUGAGCGUCGAUUCGAUACAUCUACCCAUUGCAGAUGGAUGGAUGGAUGGAUGGAUUGACGGACCAUAUACCAUUUAACAUGGUGUGGUUUGAUGGCCAUGUCAGGAACGCGGAGCGUUUCAAGAACGACCGGAUGAAGAAGCAGGUAGGUAUCCACGCCCUGUGUCCACGCUCAGCUGAAUAUGCGGCUCUUUUUGUCUGUCUGCUCAUCAAUACGACAGCUGGAUUUACUCCACCAAUGCAUUGACCACGUGACCAAGCUUGACACGCCACUCACCCUUCCAUCCACGUCUGUGCAGCCGAGGCCACCACUGCACAGUUGGGAACGAAAAGCCGUUGAGAGACACAAAGGAAAAACUGUCGAUUCUCUUUGCUUUGUGUGUGUGUGUGUCUGUGUGUCUGUGUGUGUGUCUGUGUGUAUGUUAUCUUGCAGGCACUUCAUCGGUUCUGGGUGUGAGCAAUGUGUGCCUGCCUGGUGAAAGGCUGCCGCAGAACAACCUCGAUGUGUUCAGGUAAACAGGGAGGGAGGGAGGUGUGUGAGCGCAUCCACACUCAUCUGCCUGCGCAGGAAGAUGCGCGUGGCGCUCCUGUACAUCUUGAGACAAAACUCGGUCAGUCAGUCGAGUAACAGAAAGAGAAGUCGAUCACAGCGAUGCCUACCUGCAUUUCGUUGGUGCAUGUCGCCGUAUUCCAGGUUCUCUCAUCGAAUGUCCGUCUCAUGGUCGGUUUCAAUCAAUCAACCGUCGAUCGACGCACACUCACGCUCUUAAGACAAAGGGUGCCUCGUCUUUGUCUCGUGCAGGCCAAGAGCCGCGCCAUGCUGGAGGCCAAAAUCCAAUCCAUGCAGUUCGAGAUGAAAAAGAUGGCUAAUACAAUCAAGGUGACAAAAAGGUCCAUCCGUCCCCUAGGGAGUGUCACCAUGAAGGGUGUUGUCAGUCGGUUGGUCCUUUAUCAUGCAGGAGGGUGCGACGUCCGGGGGGGGCGUGUCAAGCCCCACCGCCCGGCGGGCUCUGACCUCCGCCCUGCGCCACUCGUCAUCCAAGCACUCCGAGUUCCGGGGAUAUGAGCCCAUUGCUCCAGGAAUACACGGCAUCCAGAGAGGUAAGGCCGUGGAUACUGUCCGUACCGUACACACAGCGAGCACCCCGACGGCGGCCUGCAUCUACGUACUUCUCUCUUGAUUCUCACCCAUGUAGACUUUUUGAAUUUUCUCUAUGCUGGCGGCGGUUAUCUGCGGACAAGGUUUCUGGACGAGCUGUCCAUCAAGCAGCAGAGAGCUGCCAUAGCGGUCGGCCCACUGAUCGCACAAAGACGCUCUGGCUAGUCAGUCUGUGAUGAGUUGGCUGGCACUCCUUGACUGCAAGCUUUGUGUGUGUCUCACUCAGGGUUUGUGUAUCGACUGGUACGCAUAUGUGACGCGGGACGGUCUCCUCCGGUCGAUGGUCGAUGGGCUGGACAGAGUCCUGCAGAUCACAGACAUCAACCUAGCCUUCGCGGCAAUCAUCAAGGUCCGUCCUUGCGCACAAUCAUGUCCUACACAAUGUCUCCCUAAUCCACUCACUGUCUCCAGGAGAUCCGUAAGGCACUGCAAUGCGACCGAGUGACAGUCUGGAUGGUCGACGAGGAGAACGGCGACAUGUGGACCCUCAAGUUCUCGACGGGCCUCGUUGGCUCUGAGCUGCGCAUCCCUCUGGGCGUCGGCCUCGCCGGCGUGGCCUACGAAAGCGGCGAGGCCGUCAACGUCCCAGAUGCCUACGAGGACGAGCGGUUCAACCGCACUGUCGAUCUGCAGACUGGCUAUCGGACUCGCAGCGUGCUGUGUCUGCCCAUCGUGCGUAUCAAAGACGCGCCAUCCGUGCCACCUGCGCACAUACAGCGCGCAGGCAGCGGGGCCUUCGACAGGAGCAUGACACAGCAGUCGAUGACGAGCACUCAGGUGGUGGCCAUCAUUCAGUGCAUCAACAAAUUCGCCGGUGGGUCCGUGUGUGGUGGCGAAGAGCAAAGCAAGUGGGAGACUUCCGCGUCUGUUGUGUCUCGUUGGCUUCGCAGGUCCAUUCACGGAGGAGGACAUAUUUCUUCUUUCGUUCUUCGCCCCUGUGGCUACGAACGCUGUCUUCAACUGCCAGGUAGGUCGGCAUGUCGACAAUAACACAGGACGGAAUGAAGGACUGUGUUUUCUUUUCGUGUGUCUAGCGGUCUGCGGCGGCUGAGUGGCUUAUCAUGAGGAAGGAGAUGCUGUUCAACAUGGCUGAUGAGAUGAGGUACGUCGUGCGAAUGGCCGCACUUCGGCACUCACGCGGCCCGGCCUCUUUGUUCUCUUUCUUUCGUGCCUGGACUGGCCUACAGCCGCAAUUGUUACGCUUUGCCGGAUAUUCUUAACGCGAUCCAUUACUGGAUGGACACUAUCUUCAAAGUGGCUGACUGUCAGCUCUGCCUCAUCGGCAAGAAAAGCCUGCAGAGGUGCCACCGAGCGCAAAAGGAGGAAGAGGAGCCGUUCUGCCCAUCUGCCGCCGAGCCCGACCGGCGCCGCGGCUCUGGGCUGCUGGUCGAGCCAAAACCUCUUUGUGGUGGGUGACACAUACAUGAGCAGAUGGCCUUGUCCUUCUGAACUGGUAUGUCUUUUUGUCUCUAUCUGUGCUUGUUUGUGUGCCUGUAGGUUUGGUUGCUCAGUGUGCGGCAACCCGGCUGCCCAGCACGGCUGUCAACGCGAAAGAGGACCCCGCAUUCAGCCGUACGCGAGAGACGCGUCACACAUAUGGUGUGUAUGUAUGUGUGUCGGAUGCAUGGGCUCGUCGAUCAGGGUUGGUUGACUUGCAUCUGGACGGUGCGGUGACGCACAGCUAUCCCGUCUUUCUCUCGCCUGAAACACAGCACAAAGUCAUCGCCGUGCUGCAAUUCACCAUCAAGGUAAAUAAACCCCCUCCCACCCCGACGGUUGAUCGCUGUGUCUCUGUCUGUCUGUCCGUCUGUCCGUCUGUCUGUCUGGCUGUAUUGACGAGUGCAGCAGCGUCAGUCUCAGUUUGUGCAGAUGCAGCUGGGUGGCUUCGACCCCAGCAUCCCGCGGCAUCAGGAGAUCCUCAAGCGAAUGCUGCGGCUGCUCUCCAACUACAUGCAGCGCCUCGUACUGAAUGACCCACAGUUUGCUGGCUUCUUCUGACUCUUCCAACUCGCUGUGUGAUUCUGGGGCCGUUGGGCUUUUAGGGAUUUUGAGACAUAGGCAUGUUAGGUGUGAUUCAAAGCGCUGUAUGUAAUUCCUUUCUUUACAUCACGGCCAAAAUGCAUCCGAUCGAAGAAUGGUGGAGAGAAGACAGGCACAGGUUAGUUGGUGAUUUGAAUGAAGCACUCGUUCAACAACAAGGGCUAAAACCAGGGCAAGAACUGUUGACUCGUCUCUCCAAUUAACCCACGCCAGCUUCAUGAAAAAUGAUAUCUACAUAUUCCAGCCCAUCCAUC
Vitrella brassicaformis is the source of this 4050-nucleotide messenger RNA. Lineage: Eukaryota; Vitrellaceae. The record is from the annotation of a GenBank genome assembly.